GUUUUUUCUCCAGAAGUCCCUGCAGGCGAGGAAGCAGCUUAGAGCCCAGCGAGGGCCAGAUCCGCAGGGAGCAUGGGAGCCAGCCUCUCCUGGAGCGUGGAGGUAAAUGACCUGAGGAAUUCCUGGUUUUUAAAAAGACUCCUUUAAAAAAAAGAAAAGAAGGAAACUUUGCUUCCCGCCCACCUCCCUUUGCAGGGUAACCUGAAACUCCCCCCUUUUGAAUAAGGCAGGACCUUCCUAGGCUGGGCAGACAAGCUGAGAAGCCAGCUCUGUCCUUGCUGGCUGAGGAAGGAGGCUUCAGACAGGUGGGUUUCUGUCCGCAGGUGCAGAGCAGAUAUUCUGUUGCUGCUGAAUUAGAAUUUGAGCCGGAAUCUCUGACCCUUUCCCUUCCUUUUCCCACUGGAAUUGCGUUUUUGCGGUUUGUUUCCAAGCCCCUCCACCGAUAGGUUUGGAGCGUGGAGGGGAAAAUCUCAGACCCAGUGGCCCUCGAGAUAUCUCCGUCUGGCCCCCGGGGACUCUCCCCAGGUCAUACGCCCCCUCCUGAGCAGCAGCCCUUUUACCAACUAUGCUUUGCACCCUCCUCGAUUCAUGGAAUCAGAAGGGGCCACGAGGGUCGUCUAGUCCAACCCCUGCAAUGCAGGAAUCUUUUGCCCAACGUGGGGCUUGAACCCAUGAACCUGAAAUUAAGAGUCUCAGGCUCUGCCGACUGAGUUUUUGCAUGUCUGGAAUAUGGCAAUGCCUUUUGCUUGCUUGGAUAGAGGACAGAGGGCUGGGGGUGAGUGAAGGUGUAGCAACAAACCUCGUGUACAGUGGCGAAAUUCGCACCCGCUACUUGCCCGCAUUUUUUCUCUGGCAGCUCCCACUGCUGGAAUGUGGCCCCCAGAAAGUUGCUAAGAAUGGGAAGUGGCCCUUGAGCUGGAAAAGUGUUCCUGUCCCAGUUUUAGAAAACCGGGAUCAUGUUGCUUUGACAUCUGUAAGCUGCUUCCAGCAGCCCUUUCGUGGGGGGGGGGGAUACUUUUAAAAAAUGUAAUAAUAAAUACAAGUCGUCGCCAGGGCUGUCUGCCCUGAUCUGCUGCUUUUCCUGCAGAAAAUCUCACCCGCCUCCUUUUUGCACCCAGAGGUGCUGUUUGCAGCAAAUGUGUUUGGGGAGUUUGCACCUCCUCUUGAGUAAGUGGCUUUGCACGAUGUCUCCUCGCUCAUCUAACACUCUGCUUUUCAUUCCUUUGCUCAGAGCAGAUUGCAGGGCUGGACUUUGCCCGCUCGGCAUCUAAUAAGGCCGGGUUCGAGUUCUGGCAGGGGUGAUAUAGCCUCUGCCUUGUGAGUAGGGCUGCCGGGUUUGUUCUUCCGCAGAACUCCCAGGUCUUUGAAAACUGCAUGGCAGGUUUGGACUGAGCGAGCGAAGCGGUUGCUGUCAUGCUGUGCCUGUUGUCCCGCCUAACCUCUGCUUGUUGUGGAGCAGUUAAAGGCAUGGGAGCUCUGCUUCCCCUGAGAAGCUGGCAACCCAACCCUCCCAUUUGUGAGAAUUGGGGUCUGAGAAUCAGGGCCCCCCCCCUUAAACUUUGCCUGCAUGUUGGCACAAGCAAAUUGUCGAGAGCUGCCACUGGCACAGUUGUUGGCAGAUUCACACAUACACACUUCACCAGUGUUAGUUCCAACGCUUGAGACUGCGCCUUAGUUGCGGGGGCAGUGCUCUUUAGAUUGUGGGAUGUGUUUGGCCCAAGCUGCACACCUGUUAAGUUUGGGCCUGGAUUCCCUUAAAAGCUGCUGGAAAGAUCUGUUUCGAUUUCCGAAGGCAGCAAAAUUUUUAAAGGGACUUGAUGGGGCUCUGUGUUCAAGAGACUGCCUUUGAAAAGUGUUCAGAAACAUUAGCUAGUCCAGAGCAUGGUGGCAACUGGAAUUGGCUGCAUCCGUUUUUCAAAGGGUUAUACUGGCUUCAAUUUAGCUUUCAAGAUUCGGUAUUUAAAUCCCAGUACAGCCUGGGACCAGGAUACCUAUACAGGGAAGUUUCUAAUGUUUGAUGUUUUACUCUGUUUGGUGUUUUAAUUUGUUGGAAGCCGCCCAGAGUGGCUGUGGUAACCCAGUCAGAUUCAUCAGGGUUCAACUUAUAUCCUUGCGUUCCUAUUUUAGGAGACUGGUUUAUUUUGAUUUUUAAGGACCCUUAGACAACCCUUUGCAGAUCAACCUGCAGUUUUUGAGGAGGGGGAGUGUAUUUGCAGUUCUGUAUGGUUACGUCGUGAGCAUGGAAUUGGGCUAUUUGAGGGGCAUCGCUUGUCUGAAAGGGUGGGUGGUUCUGGGGACGAAACUGCUUCUGUGGCUUUGGAGUGGAAUAAUUGGUCAGCUUUGCUUGUACCCCAUAGAAUACCUUUGCUUAGAAGGAGAGCUAUUCCCAGGGGGAAUGGUGCAACGAGAUAAACAAUUGCAUCAGGAGCAAUGAUGGGUUGUGUACAAAACAGAGGAAAGGUAUUUUUGCUACUGGAGCAGAACAGAUGCUCAUGGGGCCUACAGAACAACCCUGGUUCGACUUCAAUCCCCAGAUCUUCACAGUGUCCCUGUUUUCCAGGGACAGUCCUGGAUUUCCAGAAGCCAUCUUGGUUUCUGAUUUGAUUCCGGAAUGUCCUGCUUUUCCUUCUUGUUGUUGUUGUUUAGUCAUUUAGUUGUGUCCGACUCUUCGUGACCCCCUGGACCAGAGCACGCCAGGCCCUCCUGUCUUCCACUGCCUCCUGCAGUUUGGUCAAACUCAUGCUGGUAGCUUCGAGAACACUGUCCCACCAUCUCGUCCUCUGUCGUCCCCUUCUCCUUGUGCCCUCCAUCUUUUCCAGGGAGUCUUCUCUUCUCAUGAGGUGGCCCAAAGUACAGUAUUGGAGCCUCAGCUUCAGGAUCUGUCCUUCCAGUGAGCACUCAGGGCUGAUUUCCUUCAGAAUGGAGAGGUUUGAUCUUCUUGCAGUCCAUGGGACUCUCAAGAGUCUCCUCCAGCACCAGAAUUCAAAAGCAUCCAUUCUUCGGCGAUCAGCCUUCUUUAUGGUCCAGCUCUCACUUCCACAUCACUACUGGGAAAACCAUAGCUUUAAGUAUACGGACCUUUGUUGGCAAGGUGAUGUCUCUGCUUUUUAAGAUGCUUAAGUUUGUCAUUGCUUUUCUCCCAAGAAGCAGGCGUCUUUUAAUUUCAUGACUGCUGUCACCAUCUGCAGUGAUCAUGGAGCCCAAGAAAGUAAAAUCUCUCACGCCUUUUCCUUAGGAUGCCCCUAUCUUCAUUAGAGAAAUGUUGGAGGGUAUGCAAUCCUUGGUAGCUUCAGUUGGAAGGAUUAGAGAAUGACCUCCAUGAGACCCCGGGGAAUUGCUGCCAGUCCGAGUAGACAAGAUUGGAUCCAGUAGGGACUGGUGCCCAUUGCAACUGGUGGGCAAGGAGACCAACAGAAGUUGAAGCCAGACCCAUUGGCGGGCAGAGACACCCCUUGCCUGGCGUCACACAGGUGAGGGCGGACUGAGGUUCCUGGGGCAGCAAGCAGUUCAGCCUAAUGGACCAGCCUCCAUGGAUAGGAUUAGAAUCAGGAGUGGGGAACCUUUAGCCCUCCAGAUGUUGAACUACAGCUCCCAUGCACCCUGGGUGCCUGGCUUGCUGGGGCUGAGAUGAGCAAAUAAUCUGACCAGCCAUAGUGGUAGUUUUCUGUGUUUCUAAAUCCACCAUCGUUUACCAUCUCAGGGAUAGCUCAGAGCUCAGCAGCAGAGGCACACGCUCUCAUAAAAUCCCAGGUUCAAACCCAAGCCUCCCCCGGUUGAGCAAAAAAAGAACCCAAGAAGCAGGAUAUUUGCAAGAGACUUUGGCUGGCGAGAUUUCUCGCAGGGCUGGGCUGGAACUGCCAGGCUGUUAAGGCAGUUUUGCAUUUAUGCAAAUAGAUGUGUACGGCACCGAUAUUCAAGAGAUUGUGCCGCACUCCUUGGCUUUCAUUUGCAAAAUUCUGCCCGAAGCCUGAUUUGCAUGGUAAAAUAAGGACAUGAAUGCCGACUUGCUCAGUUUGCAUAACAGGUUCAGGUUGCAGGCUGUGAUUUUAAUAAUAAUAAUAAUAAUAGUUGCUGGGUUUAUUUAUCUUUCUUUUACACCCUGAAAAUGCAGAAAUCUCUGAAGAAAAUAACCAGGUAAAAAGGUAAAGGGACCCCUGACUGUUAGGUCCAGUCGUGGCCGACUCUGGGGUUGCGGCGCUCAUCUCACUUUAUUGGCCGAGGGAGCCGGCGUACAGCUUCCGGGUCAUGACUAAGCCGCUUCUGGGGAACCAGAGCAGCGCACGGAAACGUCCUUUACCUUCCCACCGGAGUGGUACCUAUUUAUCUACUUGUGCUUUUGAACUGCUAGGUUGGCAGGAGCAGGGACUGAGCAACGGGAGCUCACCCCGUCGCAGGGAUUCGAACCGCCAGCCUUCUGAUCGGCAAGUCCUAGGCUCUGUGGUUUAACCCACAGCGCCACCCGCAUCCCUAUAAGUUAUCAAGGCCCAUGCUCGUCAAUGUUGGCACCCGUCUGUCUCGAGAAACAAUGGAGUGUGCCUCAAGGGGUGAAGCCAAACCAGAGAAGCUUUGGGGACUGAUGGGAAUUAUAGUCCAAAAGAAGCUGGAGGGCAGCAGCUGAGCGAAGGCUGCCUUAAAAAUCAUGGCUUUCAAACUGGUUUCAAGGCCUGACAUUUGCAGUUUCUGGCUGAAUCCCCACCAAUGAAUAACUAGUGUUUUCGGACCCUCCCACGUCGAAUUUCUUUUGCCAGUAGCAUACCAGGAGGUGAGAGGUGCAACGCUGCGUUUCAGCUUCUUUAUGCCAAGUUAAUAGCAAAUCCGUAAUGCGUUCGCCGUCCAGGGUCGCUGGGGCUACUGUGGGGAGAUUUGACCUUCUUACAUUAGGUAUGAUUUGCAAAUAAACUGCUCCGUCCUGCAAGACCCUGGGCGUUCGGGUGUGGGUAUUCCCCUCGCCCUUUGUUUUUUAAGCAGGUGCAAUCAGAUUGUGUUCCGAAGAGCUAUUUGUGUUCUUAUAUAUUUGGCCGUCCCCCAGAAGCACAAGGGGGGAGCAAAUCUCGACAAGGAAAUUGGCGUUUGCCGUGGAGGCAGGUAUGUGUGACGAAUGAAAGUGGAACGGGUGCCAGGCUCACCUACCAGGUACCAAAGUUGAAAAAUACGAAUCUGUCUUUUGAGGAACACUCUGUAUUCCUCCUCUGUUUACAGCCCUUCUGGAGGGAAAGAUACGCUUGGAAACGCAUGGGCAACAUCAGCUGGAAUAUUGGAAUCCAGCCAGUUGAAUACAAUUUCCACCCAGGAAGGACUUUGUUGUUGUCCUGCACAGUUUCCUGUCGCUUCUUGGGACUAGGAAAACCGGAGUAAAUUUUACAAACUAGUUAUAAGGCCCACCACAAAAUAUUCCACCUGACCACCCAAUAUUCUUUGGCUAUUGAGCAUGUUAAGAUUACCCUGGACUUUUUUGGAGGGCGGCGUGAAUUACCCUCAUAAAUUCUUUUUCAAUUGCACUUAGCAAACUUGGGUAUUCCCCUUAUACUAAUAAUUUCCUUUCAUUUCUGACUAACCCUGUUCUGCCUUCAUAUCUGCUGACCCGUCAGUACCUGCGUUCGAAGGAUUCACCGCAGAAUAAACGAUGAGGAAUUGUGCAGAUCAGUUUAUGAUACUGGCCGCUUUUGUUUCCAAUGUUCAAAUUCGGUUUGUGGCUUGGGAAACGGCUUCGACUAGUCAGUUAAACCAGGUGAGGGUAGCCAAUGGGUCUCAAACCCCCGGUGAGUUAGGGACUUCUCUUGCAAGCAAAGACAGAAGAAAAGUUUGGAUUUGAUAUCCCGUUUUAUCACUACCCGAAGGAGUCUCAAAGCGGCUAGCAAUCUCCUUUCCCUUCCUCCCCCACAACAAACACUCUGUGAGGUGAGUGGGGCUGAGAGACUUCAGAGAAGUGUGACUAGCCCAAGAUCACCCAGCAGCUGCAUGUGGAAGAGCGGGGAAGCGAACCCGAUUCACCAGAUUACGAGUCUACCGCUCUUAACCACUACACCACACUGGCUCUCCAGUGGGCCCAACGGUCACAAAGAUGGUUUCUGGACAUGAUGUGGAGGGGGCAGAGGGGGCUUGUGAGCCUGGGGAGGGAAAUCUUGUUCUGCUUUCCUUUGGACCCCAAUCAGCGAGGCCGAGAGGGGGGUCUUGUCAUCUGGGCAGCCCAGGACCUCACUUCGGUGUUGCUAACGCAGCGGUUUGACUUCACCCCCAGAUGCACACUCCAUUGUCUCUUGACAAUGUACAGUGGUACCUCGGGUUACAGACGCUUCAGGUUACAGACUCCGCUAACCCAGAAAUAGUACCUUGGGUUAAGAACUUUGCUUCAGGAUGAGAACAGAAAUCGCGUGGCGGCGGCGGGAGGCCCCAUUAGCUAAAGUGGUACCUCGGGUUAAGAACAGUUUCAGGUUAAGAACGGCCCUCCAGAACAAAUUAAGUUCUUAACCGAGGUACCACUGUACAGUGGAGCCUUGGUUCUCGAACCGCCUGAGAAACAGUUUCUAUCCAAAUGCGAUUUUGGUUCUAAACGCAGUGUAAGGUAGUCUCUGUGGGAGUAUAUUGUAUUUAAUUAUGGGGUAUCAGAGUUUUUAGGGGGUUAACCAGGCUGGGAUAGCUGGGAUAGCAGGCUUGUUGGUUUUUGAAUGUCUGAUGUAGAUUUUUUCAAUUUCAUUGUUGGACGUUCGGCUUCCGAAAAAUGUUCACAAAUCAGAACACACACUUCCAGGUUUUUGGCGUUUGGGAGCCGAUUUGUUCGUCAACUAAGCCGUUCGAGAACCAAGGAAUGACUGCAGUUUAAAACUGUUUUUACUAUUGUCUUGUAAUGCUGUAACCGCCCUGUUACCUUACGGUGAAGGUCAAGUAAUAAUGGUGAUGAUAAUAAUAAUAAUACCGUAAUACUAAAUAAUGCCUGAUGGAUGGACCUUGGGAUGAUGGAAGGAUGUCCCUCUUGUUUGUGUGCGAUGUGUCUUUGUCGUUCGUCCCCUUUCUGUUGCUGCGCCAGUCCCCUUUCCAUCUUGCCUGUCCUUUGUCUUGUGAUUACUUAUGCAAAUGGGCGACGCAGCCCCUAUAAUGGGCAUGUUGUCUUCCAGAACAGAAAAGCCUACAAUUAUCUUAUUAUUGGGAUGAAAGGGAGAAAAAGAAGCCUGUGCGUUGUGUUCACAACCGUUUGUUUGUUUGCAUUUCCCCACGCCCAUAGGAGACGCCACUUUGCCUCAGCUGCUGCCUUUCCAAAAUGGAUUUUGCAUUGUUUUUUUUAAAUAUAUUUUUAUUGAGUUUGACAUUGCUGAUUUAAAUUCAAACAUUAAACAUCAAAAUCAUCCCUGAAUCCUUCGACUCCCCUCCACUCUUCCAGGGUUACCACUAUCAAUCUUUCCCCCCACAAACUGCUUCUCUUAGUUUCUCAAUCAAUUUUUACCAUAGUUUUUCACAUGUUACAAGCAUUGUUCAAAUCCUGCCAUAGUUUUUAGUUGUUUAUAAUGCUCUCUUCCCUGUUUAGGGAAGCUUUUAAUGUUUAAUAGACUAUUGUAUUUUAAUGUUCUGUUGAAAGCCGCCCAAGUGGCUGGGGAAACCCAGCCAGAUGGGCAGGGUAUAAAUUAUUAUUAUUAUUAUUAUUAUUAUUAUUAUUAUUAUUUAUCAUAUAAUACAUUAUAUUUUUCCCAUUCCUUCUUAAAGUUCCUCUCUUCCUGGUUUCUGAUUUACCCGGUCAAUUUUGCCAUUUCAGCGUAGUCUUAUUCAGCCAUUCAUCUCUGGUUGGGACUUUACAGUGGUGCCUCGCAAGACGAAAUUAAUUCGUUCCGCGAGUUUUGUCAUCUUGCGAUUUUUUUCGUCUUGCGAAGCACGGUGUCAGGAAAGUUUUGGAAAAGCUUCAAAAAUCACCAAAGUCUUAAAAAACCUCAAAAAAGGCUACCACACCGCGUUCUAUGAGUUGCUCCUCGAAGUCAAGUCGCAACUGUAUUAACGGUGUUAAGAAAAAGGAAACCAACUUGCAAGACGUUUCCGCCUUGCGAAGCAAGCCCAUAGUGAAAAUCAUCUUGCGAAGCAGCUCAAAAAACAAAAAACCCUUUCGUCUAGCAAGUUUUUUGUCUUGCGAGGCAUUCGUCUUGCGAGGUACCACUGUAUCUUCUUUCCAUCUCUGGGCCAGUAGUCAUCGUGUACAUAAAUACAGUCAUACCUUGGGUUAAAUAUGCUUCAGGUUGAACGUUUUUGGGUUGCGCUCCGUGGCGACCUGGAAGUAACGGAACACGUUACUUCCGGGUUUCGCCGCUCGUGCAUGCGCACAUGCUCAAAAUGACGUCACACGCAUGCGCAGAAGUGGCGAAUAGCGACCCGCACAGACGCGGGUUGCGUUCGCAUCUAGAGGUACCGCUGUAGUCAUUUCUGCUCCUUGGAUUUCACAUUUUAUAGGUGGGGGAAUCCCGCUUGAAAUCUGGGCUUUCAGACACAGCACUUCUCCGGGGGCGGGGGUCACGCUGUUUCUGCAGACAAGCAUUCCCACUUGGAGAGAAUCUUGCUCACCCCUGGCAGUUUGCAAUUCUGAGGACGAGGCGGUUUUCCCACGGGUGUUUAGAGUUGGUGGCAGAGCAGGUGACAGUCUUCAGGAGGAGGACGAGGACUCCAGUGGUGCAAAGGUUAAAUUUCGAAGUGCAAGAGCUCAUCAUAUUGGCCCCAUAGCCCUGCUCCGAAGGACACUCCAAAAACGGGCACAGCUGUGUCGAUCCAUUAUUACAGUGGUGGCAAACCUCUGGGCAAUGCCCCUAACUGAGCCCGGUCCCAAUUCGGCACGUGAAGUCAUUUCCCCGAAGCCAAACCCUUCUACCCCCUGCCCUUUGGGGCCUUGAUUUUUAGUGCCACCCUGUGUGACGCCCAAAUUGGCACCCUUCCGCCUCUUGGACUCCAUCGUAAAUCUUAGUUGUGGCAUCGCCAGUGGCGAUCCUGAGGCUCCGCGCACAGUGCGACCUAACCAGGUGCGCUCCCCUAAAUCUGCCUCUGCAUAGGCAAAGUCAGCCAGUGCCCAAUCAGAAGCCUGGAAGUGUUCUCCCAAGGAUUCAUUGGUAAGGGAGGCUUUGCAUCACUGCCAAUCAGCUGAGAGGUGGAGAGUGUGAGCCCAUCAGGAUUGGCCGCGCUGUGGAAGUCACUGCCGAUCAGCUGAUGGGCAGCGACUUCAAGUCUCUCUUGCCUUGUCUUUUCGUUGUGUUGUGCAGCCAACGGAAAAAUGGGUUGCCUGACCUGUGGAAGAGACCACCGGGGAUUGGAGCGUCCAGGAUCUGGCCUCCUGGGCGGAGCUAAUUCCACAGUCCCUGCAUUAUUUACACACACCAAAAUGUAGCAGCAAAUAGCAUGGUGCCAGAUUUAUUUAGGUCAGCAUCACUUGCAACCUUGUGCGUAGUUUUGCGGCAGUAGGUGGCAUUGAAUUCAGUGGUAUUUCUGACUUAGAGAUGGAUGAAUCUGUCAAUUCUGGUUUCUCACACUUUCUCAUUUUCUUGGUCUUCCAGUUGAGUUCUCCACAUUUCUGCAUCAAUUUGUGACUACUUCUUUUUAGGUGCUCACGAAAAUUCAUCAGCGUUUUAGCGCAGAUUCUAUCCCAAGAUACACAUUUUUCUAUGGAAUAUUGCCCAGUAUACGCAUUUUUGCAGAUCAGUUUCCCGUAAUAUAGUGCAUUUUGUAUGUUACCUUCGUAACACUUGCAUUUUAAUGCACCUUUUACCCUAGAAUGUGCUUUUUUGUGCACAUUACUCAGCCGGAGAAUUGCACUGCGAAAUUUUGAAUUUUUUUUUAAAGCAUGGCUGUGUUUUGGUUUGUGUAUUUUUCCCGAAAGCAGGAAUUAGGUAGGUUUGCAAUUAAAUGUGAGCUGAAUUGAAUUUCUACUGGAUCUCUGCUCCUGACUGCAGAGGUUAAACUUGUAAAACCUGUCGAUCUUUGACAAAAGAUCUUCAUAAUUAAUGAUGUAAAUGUCGCAGAGCGUGACGGUCAGUAAAUCACAUAGUUCAGAGUUGGAGGUAACUCUUUAUUAGCAAAAACAUAAUCCCCACAGACUUGGCUGAGUGUCAGGCUUAAUGAGCACAAUAGCUCAUUCCCUGUGUGUCUUACUCCAUGAAAUCAGUUGCCGAGACUAAAGGUCCCUGUCUCCCCACAGCCGUCUUAAGCCCCCUCCUCUCUCCAGUUUUUUACAAGCAAUCAGAGACUGUGCCUGUGCGAAGCCAACCUCUCCUCCACCCUUUUCAUGCCUCUCCUGGUUUUGGGAGACAACAGUAGUAGGGGAGCUUGUUGCGGGGAGCUUGUUGUCAUAGGGAGACAUCCAUGACUCUCCACCAGCCAGACUCAUCGCUUCCUCUCGGUCUCCCCUCUCUCCGGCUUCAGCUUCUGCGUCUGAUUCUGCACUUCUCUCUUCCACAGACUCUCCCCGCUCACUAAGCCCUGUUACCUCUUCAGCUUUGACACCUCCUCUUCCCAUCCAUCUCCCUCUUCUCCCUCUGGCCACUCAUCGUUCUCUCUCCACCAGUCCCCUGGCUCUCAGCCUCCUUUGGGGUCCCCCAGCUGGUUCCUCCCACCAUUCCUCUGCAUCCAACUAGUCCGUGACAGUAAACUAUAUCAGUUAACGUGAUUUCACCACUGUGGAAUGCAAGGCGAAUAGCAUGGUUUCUGGUGGAAGCGUAACUGCAGCAGAACGGAAACAGUGGUGCGUGUGAUGAAUGCAGCAGGGCAGCAUGUGAAACGAUAUCUUCUUUACACACCUGUCUGUCUCUGACGCAGGAGACAGAGCUCAGUCUACGUGGCUACAGACUUAUCCGCUUUUGUGACCCUCUGUGCCUGAGAACGGAAGCUUCCCCCAAAAUGUCCACAUUCCCAAAUGUCCACGCUUCCAGUGGCCAUGAAUGAAGGGUAAACAAGAACACACUGGGCUCCUUUGCUGUCGGUAACUACAAGUUUCUCCCAAGAAUAGCACUGAUUAAGUCCCCCUGGUGUGUUUUGGGACUGGAAAGAUGCCCAGGGAUUUCUCACACAGCUGCUUGCUAGCACAACAUUAAUGAUUAACCUACCAGGCCCAAAAUGGGCUUAUUUCGUGUUCUUAUCUCAAUGGAAUUCUAUUUUCAAAUAGUUGGCAGCUUUAGCCAACUGAGGGCUGGCUCUCAUGACCCUCUCCCCCCCGUUCCAUGAGAUUUCAUUAAAGCUUUUUCAUAAAGCAAUACAAUAAAAAAAAACAACCAGACUAAUCUAAAUGAAAACAAAACCUGAAAGAGAUGAUGAUGACGAUGAUGAUGCAGAGUCCUCUUUUAAGGGUAGUUCUGAACCCUUGCUUCACACAGAAAUUGGUGGGCCCAAAAGCUCUUAAGGGACGCAGGUGGUGCUGUGGGUUAAACCACAGAGCCUAGGACUUGCUGAUCAGAAGGUCUGCGGUUCGAAUCCCCGCGACGGGAUGAGCUCCCGUUGCUCGGUCCCUGCUCCUGCCCACCUAGCAGUUCGAAAGCACAUCAAAGUGCAAGUAGAUAAAUAGGUACCACUCCGGCGGGAAGGUAAACGGCGUUUCCAUGCGCUGCUCUGGUUCGCCAGAAGCGGCUUAGUCAUGCUGGCCACAUGACCCGGAAGCUGUACGCCGGCUCCCUCGGCCAGUAAAGUGAGAUGAGUGCCGCAACCCCAGAGUCGGUCACGACUGGACCUAAUGGUCAGGGGUCCCUUUAGCUUUACAAGCUCUCACCCAUUAGCUUCUCCACCCCAGAAAGUUUGGGGAAAACUGCCCUAAAUGGAAGUACAUCCCAAUUGAGGGGAAGUUGAAGGAUGGGCUUGCUAAAGGUUGUGACCUGGGAGAGAAAUGAGAGUUGAAACCAGAUGGAGGAGAGAGGCCAAAAGCGAGUCCCUUUGUUUCGUGGCACACGGCCAAGCCUCUCACCCCACCCUGAGAGUUCAGUCUUAGCUUGAGAAUUUCUUCUGGGGCAAGGACAUCCCUUUUAUUACAGCAUUAACCAGUUCAAUGAGUGUACGUAGACCUCUCUUUUUUUUUGAAAAAGAGGAUUUGCAAAGGACGUCUCCGUUUACCACAGUCCAACCCAAACAAAGAGAUUCUUUUCAGCCUCGCUUGAACAUGGGGAGAAAAAGGAAUUAGGCUAAACAAAGACCUCGGAUUCAGCUCCCCGGAAAUAGAAAACUCGAUCAGCGUCGAUGAUGGAGAAGUUCUCUUUUGUCUCCCCUUUUGUAGUUGCACGAAAUCUCCCUUAAUGCAUGUUUUCAGCUGAGGAAACCAAAACCCUUUUGGAGCCGUGAGGGAGGGGCUGGUUAAAUAUUGACUGUUGGCUUAGUCAAGUUUUGUAGACUAAAUCCUGCUCAUGUUCAGCCAAACAUAACAAACACAUACCAGAACGGGGCGGUAAUAAAGAUGGGAAAGUUCUGUCUCUCUUGCACAAAUGAUGCAGAAGCAAGGCUUCCAGUCUCUGCCCCGGGAGCCUGAAAUGUUAUCUUUUAACUCAGCCUUUAGUAUUGUGCUGCAGGUUCCAAAUAAUCUUCAUGGUUCCUUUAAGAAUUUUUUUCUUUUUUAAAAAAACAAGCAAGGUGAUAGUCCUCAUGAUGCAAGGGAAGAAUAUAUGAUGGUUCUGCUGUUCAUAUAGCAUUCUUCAAAAGUCAGGGUGGGUCUUCCAGUAGUAAGAAAAUAGUGGUGACAGCGCUAGGAGUGAAUUGGGGACCUUCUAGUUUCGUUGCAAUAGUGAGAAUGGAAGUUUCCGCUUGUGAAAUUUUAAGUUCAUUAGCACAGAAUUUCCCAUGAUAGUAAUGUUAAUGGGGGGGGGGGGAAUAGGGAUGAGGGAGAAAAUUGGUUUCAUUGAAUUUUAAUGAAAAACUAGCUAAUUUGCGCUUCCCAUACCAGUGCAUGAACCUAUUCUUCAAAAUUUGCACACCUCUGAAUUUCACAAUGUAAUUCUCCAAAUGCUGUGUACAGAAAUGCAUAUGCAAGGAUAAAGUGUGCAUUAAAAUGCAGGUAUUAGUGAAAAAAUAACAUACAGAAAUGCAUUAUAAUGGGGCAAUGUUUUGCAGAAAUAUGUGUCUUAAACAAAACUGAAUGCAGAGAUUUGCUUAUUAGGAGAAAAUUGCACUAAAUGCACUAGGUGCAUUUUCGUGAGGAAAGAAUUUGCGGUUUUCUGAGGAAAUACGGAGACCUGAAUUCAAGAUGGGAAGAAUGGGAAAUGGGGAGAACCCGAAACUGAUAUAUUUGCCUGUUCCCUAGAAAGAAAUGGGAGCCUUCUCCCUUGCCCUGUCUCAGUCUGUAGGUGAGUACCCUUCUUUUAAACCACCCAUAAUCAUCCCCCCUUUGCCCGUCUCUUUUAAAAGCAUGGCUUUAUCAUAAGUAGAAUCUGACAAUUCAACUCCCAGUGCCCGGUGGGCAUGCCAGACUAUUGUUAGCUAAUGAAACAGACUUUGUUCAGCAGCCUAAGUGGGUGCCAAGCAUUUUAUUUUCCUUUGCGGGUUCUCAAAAAGUUUUUCCUCCUUACCCAAGCUGCAUGGAGAAUGACAGGACAGUGUCGGGAGAGUUGCUAUAUUUCAAAAAUCUAUACUACCAACGUGGGCUGCCAGGCAUCCAGCGAUUUCUGCCGGACGCUGUUCACAAGGACUGAAUACCAGCUGUGUCCGAGAAAUUCCAGGCAAGCCAAGAUUCUAUAUUCACCAUAUUUUUCACUCCAUAAGACACACCUGACCAUAAGAAGCUGGGUGCAGGGCAGGGAGUCGGGUGAGGUCAGGAGCUCCAGCAGAAGAGCAGGACAGGGUUCAGGCAGGAACAGGCUACCAACAACUUUGCUCCCACAACUUAGGACUGGGACUGGCUGGCUUUUAUCUGCCCCGAGGCAUAGGGUGGCCCCAGUCCACAGGUGACUCGCUUCUCCUGGCCUGGAGGCGAGCACUCCUCCUGCGGGAACUUAGUUCCCUUCGCCUCUCUGCCCUGACCCUCUGCAGCUCAAGAGAGGCUGGAGGGUUACCGGACCCAGAGGCAACCUCAGCUUCCUCUGACAGGGCUGAGAGUGGACCACCUGCAGGCAAUGAGUCCUCAGUCACCUCCGGAGCCAGAGCAGACUCAGCUGGUGCCUGCACCUGAGGAUCCAGCACAGGUGAGGACCCUUCAGGCUCAGGCCCCAGCCCCGGCUCAGCUGGUUCUGGAGGCAGGGAAUCCUGUGCAGGCUGGGAUUCCUCAGGUUCAGCCUCCGAGUCCGAAUCCCAGGCCAUCACACUGUCCCUCCUCCCACUUCGCUGUGAAGCCAGCAGAGCAAGAGCGAUAGCUGUGCAGCGCCUCUUGUUCUGCUGGCUUCCCAGCGAAGCGGGAGGAGGAACGGAAGGGAGGAGGAACGGCUCUUUAAAGGGAGCGCCGAUCAGAGCCUGCCGCCUGCAUUUGCUCCAUAAGACGCACACACAUUUCCCCUUACUUUUUAGGAAGAAAAGUCUUAUGGAGCGAAAAAUACGGUAGGUUUUAUUUUGGAGAGCAAGCAAGGACUGGUGCUCUUUGGUACAGAAAAACAAGCCAGAGAAAUGGCUCCGUCCAUGACUAUUCGCCAUGGUGAUAUGGGACCAUUGCUUUCUAUCCUGUUCAUCGGUCAGCUGGAGUUUCGUAGAAUCAUAGCUUUGGAAGGGACCCCAAGAGUCAUCUAGUCUAACCCCCUGCAUUGCAGGGAUUUCAGCUAAAGCAUCCAUGACAGGUGGUUUCUGGUGAGCCAAGUGAGGCAGCCAAGUUGGCUGAUGACACCCAAUUGUUUGGGGUGGCAAAAAGGAAAAGGGAUUGUGAGGAGCUCCAAAAGGAUCUCUCCAAACUGGGUGAAUCCGAGCAAUAAAAUGGCAGAUAAUAAUAAUAAUAAAAUAAUAAUAAAUUUUUAUUUGUACCCCGCCCUCCCCGGCCAGAGCCGGGCUCAGGGCGGCUAACACCAGUAAAAUCACAAUAAAAACAUAAUAGGGGAGGGGGGGGAAACCAACUUAAAAUACGGGUUAAAAUACAAUUUAAAAUGCAGCCUCAUUUUAAUAGUAGCCCAUAGUUCAAAACCAUAAGGGGAGGGAAACAUCAGGGUCAGACUGAGUCCAAACCAAAGGCCAGGUGGAACAGCUCUGUCUUGCAGGCCCUGCGGAAAGAUGUCAACCCCCCCGCAGGGCCCUAGUCUCUUGUGACAGAGCCUUCCACCAAGUCGGGGCCAGUGCUGAAAAGGCCCUGGCUCUAGUUGAGACCAAUCUAACCACCUUGCAACUUGGUACCUCCAAAGUGUUGUCAUUUGUGGACCUUAAGGUCCUCCGCGGGGCAUACCAGGAGAGGCGGUCCCGUAGGUACGUGGGUCCUAGGCCGCAUAGGGCUUUAAAGGUCAAAACCAGCACCUUAAACCUGACCCUGUACUCCACUGGGAGCCAGUGCAUUUGGUAAAGCACUGGAUGAAUGCGAUGCGAUGCAAUUGUUUUAGCUGGUCUAAAAUGAUGCUCAUCUGGGCAAAAAAACUCCCACAAUUUCUGCAUAUACCCUCAUGGGGCCUGAACUGGCAGUGACUGAACUGGUGCAAGACCUUUGGGUCGUAAAGGAUGCCUCAGUAGAGCUGUUGACCCUGUAUUUGAUGGCUGUGAAAAAGAAUGGCACGCUGCAUGUGGAUCAUUAGGAGAGGGAAUGAAAACAGCCUUUCCAAUAUUAUGACGCUGUCGAACAAAUUGAUGGUGCGGCUGCAUUUGGAAUUCUGUGUGCAGUCCUUGGCACCUCGCCUCGAAAAAGAUAUUGCGGAGCUGGAAAAGGUUAAGAAAGGGACAAUCCAAACCCAUCAAGGAGAUGGAUCGACUCUCCUGUGAAGGAAGCAUUUGGAGCUUUUUAGUUUAGGGAAAAGGUGAGUAGAGGUCUAUAACAAAUAUCAGGAGAUAUCCAAUGAAUCUGAGGACUGGGAAAUUCGGAAAAAGGAGGAACUUCUUCACACCAAAACAUAUUUGAUGCUAAGGAGUCUCGGCAGCUGCUUAAAUUUUCUUGAUUAGUUGGUCGUUUCAAUGAUUAAUUUGUAUUUGUGGUGUUUAAAUAUUGUAUAUGCCUAGGGACGCGGGUGGCACUGUGGUCUAAACCACAGAGCCUAGGACUUGCCGAUCAGAAGGUCAGCAGUUCGAAUCCCCGCAACGGGGUGAGCUCCCAUUGCUCGGUCCCUGCUCCUGCCAACCUAGCAGUUCGAAAGCACGUCAAAGUGCAAGUAGAUAAAUAGGCACCACUCUGGUGGGAAGGUAAACGGGUUUUCCAUGUGCUGCUCUGGUUUGCCAGAAGUGGCUUAGUCCUGCUGGCCACAUGACCCGGAAGCUGUACGCCGGCUCCCUCGGCCAAUAAAGUGAGAUGAGCGCCGCAACCCCAGAGUCGGCCACGACUGGACCUAAUGGUCACGGGUCCCUUUACCUUUAUGUCUAUACAUUUUAGACUGCCUUGCUAUUUAAUUUGUAUUUGUGGUGCUUUAUGUUUAAACACUUUAUAUGUGCAUAUAUUGUAGGCAGUGGUACCUUGGUUCUCGAACUUAAUCCAUUCCAGAAGUCCGUUCGACUCCCGGAACUGUUCGAAAACCAAGACACGGCUUCCAAUUGGCUGCAGGAGCUUCCUGCACUCAAUUGGAAGCCGUGUCGAACACUCGCUUUUGCGGCAUUUGGGAGCCGGUUUGUUUGACAACUAAGCCGUUUGAGAACCAAGGUACCACUGUAUUUUACAUGGAACAGCGAAACAUAAAUACUUUAAUAAAUACAUACGAACCCGCUCAGACCCUGAGAUCCGUAUCUGAUCCCCUUCUCUGUGUGCCCCCUUCUGGGGGCAUUCUGGAGGCUGGAGGCGAGAGAGUGGGGCCUUUUCUGUAACCGAAGGCUGCUUGAGUUGGAACAGAGCAGGAUUUUGCUUCCCGAAGAACGUAACUCAGGAUCUGUUACGGCGGAGGAAGGAGAGCAGCUUUUGCAGGUUGUCGGUUUUUCUUUAUUACAAGGGCUGAACAAACCAUGCACCGGCCAUCAACGGGCAGCGAACAGAUUUAUAGCUGGUCUUUGCCACACUGAGAGCUCUGCUGUGCCGCCAGGCAGGGAAGGCAAAAUUUAAGGCGCGCUCUGGCCUUGAUCCGAGAAAGUCCUUGGCUGCGUCGUCACUCCCUUGCUUUAUGGUCUCUUCUCUUGCAGGUGCAAGGAGCAAAUUAUGGGUCUGUUAGGACCAUAUUUUUUAAAGUCUGUAGGUCCAGUGGUUCAAAACUGACCAUAAGGGAAUCUUCGUGUAUGAUGCUAAGUUCUCUUUUGGGCGGGGAGUGUUGACAAUCAGACAUGUCCUGAUUAUUAUAAGGGUGACAAAAAUGAAACUGCUUAGAUCAGGGCUGUCCAACAGGUCAAUCGCAAUCUACUGGUGGAUCACAGGAUGUCCCCGGUUGAUCCUGGUUCAUCGCGGGAACUCGCCCCCUCCACCCCAAAAAACAAGAAACUCAAUAACUUUGCCUCAUCCUCCCCCCCAAAAGCUCAACAACUCUGGACAAUCAAUAAUAAUAAUAAUAACAACAAUAAUAAUAAUAAUUUAUUAUUGAUAACCUGCCCAUAUGGCUGGGCUUCCCCAGCCACUCUGGGCGGCUUCCAAAAAAAUAUUAAAAUACUGUAAUACAUCAAACAUUAAAAGCUUCCCUAAUCCAAUGGGAAAAUCACUGCCAGUUUUUUUAUAGUGGGAAUAGAUCGCAGUCUCUUGGAAGUUGGACAUGCCUGGCUUAGAUUAAUCGAUAAAAGCAUUUUGAAUGACUAAAAGGGUGCAUUUUUAAAAAAAGAAAACACAACACCCAAUCUGUAUACCUAUAAGAAACUGCAGAUGACGGAUUCGAAACCAGGAGGAAUCAAAAUUCCAAAGAGAUUGGAGCAAAUUUACUGAUUAUCUAAAUAAUAACUGUAGAAGUUUGAAGACACUAGCAGGAUUAAAAUAAAUCUUAUGACAUGGACUUGAAUAAAGAGGAAACUGUGAGAUAUAGAUUGGAAAUAGAAAACUGUUGGCGGGAGGGAGCGAGGGAAGUCAUUGCUCGGCAGAGCGGGGGGAAAGGAGUUCUACAAAUGGAUGUUGAAAUUUAUUGUUUUUUUGUUUAAAGUGAAAAUUCAAUUAAAAAGUAUUUUUUUUAAAAAAAAGAAAGAAACUGCAGAUGACCAUUCUAAAUGAGGUAUUUUUUCUUGUGUGUGACAGAAGGGGUGUGUGUGGGGUGUCCUUUUGAAGAUGCAGUAUAUAUGUGUGUGUGUGUGUAUAUAUAUACACACACACACACACACACUUUUUCUGGUGUAUCUUUACUGCCCUAAGGGCUGGAAAGUUUGUCUUAACUUAAAUAAAAUUUAAGCCUGUUUUGAGUUGUUGAAUUGGGCACUUUUUGACAAUGUCUGCAUUUGCCGUUUGGCUCCUAGAUGAAGCCACUGCCCACGAAGGUUCUAGCAGUUUAUGCCACUGGAGUUUCACCGUGGGGUGGUAAAAACAGGUGCAGUUUGGUAAUUCUACGGAGGGGGUGCCAUUUUGUCCUUACACCAUGAGUACUGAUGGGUGAACUCCCAGGCUCAGCUUAGACGGUAAUUGCUGGUCCCAAACAAAAGUGUUUCGUUCUCACAGAGAACGUCUCUCCUCUCAACCCCAAAUUCUCAAUAGAUUCCUAACUGUUGACCGACCUCCAGCUGCUUAACAGGGAGAUGGUGGCUUCUGCUCAGUGACUGAAGAAGGUCAUUCUCAACUCUCCUUUUUUCUUCCUUUCUCCCACCAUCCUUGGUGCCUGGAAUUCCAUUUAUAGUUACAUUUCAGAGCCCUGGGAAAUAUAAUUUCCCCAAGGCAAUGGUAGCCAUACUGAUACCAGGUACCUCCCAGGGCUCCCAGCACUUAGGACAUUGACAACAGUCAGGUCAGUGGGUGGUUGGGAAUAAGGAGGAGUUCUUCUGCGGCUCAGAUUAAAUCCAAGUCGGGGCAUUACUCAGGAUUCUUAAUGCUCACCUUGUACAGUGGUACCUUGGCUUACAGACGCUUCAGGUUACGCGAUUUCAGGUUGCGCACUGUGCCAAACCCAGAAGUACUGGAACGGGUUACUUCCAGGUUUCGGUGCAUGCGCGGACGCGCCGAAUCGCGACCUGCGCAUGCGCAGACGCAACGCUGCGGGUUGCAGACGGUGCAGGUUGUGCCUCCCGCACGGAUCACGUUUGCAAUACGAGGUUCCACCGUAUUGAAAGUAGCAUUAUGAAUAAGUGAGAUUUGUAUUCGGAGCCAAUGAAUUAUGGACUUCAGUGAAAUCUGACAUCAGGAAUCGCAAGACAGAGAAACCAAUAGGAGAGCACUUCAAUCUCCCAGGACAUCCAAUACAAGAUCUCAAAGUCGCUGUCUUGUUACAAAAGAAUUUCAGAAAUAGACUGGAAAGAGAAGUUGCUGAGUUGCAACUUAUUACCAAACUUAAAACCAUGGAGAGACCUGGUCUGAAUAGAGACAUUGGAUUCUUAUCUCAUUAUAUACGAUAAAGCUAUUUUUAGCCAUCUCACCCCUUGCUUUUUCCUGUAAGACAAAUUGCAGUCGUUAACAGGUUUACCACACCUAUCAGCCAAUCACCCAUUCCCACCACCCUUCUGAAUAAUACCCCUCCCCACCCUCCCACUAUAUAUAAGGGUCUGGUGACUUCUGUUUCAGUGUAUCUGAAGAAGUGUGCAUGCACACGAAGGCUCAUACCCAGAACAAACUUAGUUGGUCUCUAAGGUGCCACUGGAAGGAAUUUGUUUAUUUUGUUUCAGUGAACCAGUCAUUUAUGAGUGUGGAAGGGAACAGACACAUCCUGUGUUCAGGUGGUGAAGGGUUACCUGGGCAAAUGCCAUUUUUUUUGCUUGUAUGCAAUAUCUGAGGUGGCUUUUGUGGUUCCCGUUUCUCCAGAGGCGCUUCUUGGGUGACGCUUCUGAAGCGAACACGUCAGGGUAAGAGGGGCAGAAUGAAAAUUGUAUUGUUUUCAAGACUUUCCGGGCCUUAUUUUAAUCUGUUUUAUCUUCUUCCAUUCCAUUUUUUUAGCACCUAUAACCAGGCCUGUGAAUGAGCGGGGAUCGUGUGGGAACCUAGGAGGUGCUGUGUCGCAGCCGGAGAUUUAGACCUGAGCCGGCUCAUUCAAGUAAAUAAAAUCACUGUUCUGUCUUGUGUGAGGGAGGGAUAAGGACAGGAUGACCUCGAGGCCAACCCACGAGAGCACCGCAUCCUAAGCUAAUUCCUUUUCUUCCUCACUGCCCCCGCAGUCAACCCAAUUCGUCCCUUUUGCUGAUUGACAUUUCCCUGGUCAGAAUCUGCAUACCCCGUGGUUGGUCAGUGAGUUUGCAUGGGGGUUAUAAUAGCUAUCUCUCCCUGCUAGGUGAGUAAACUUGUCAUUCCACGGUGGCCAUUGGUUCUUUUGAAUGUGCCACAACUUAGUGAAAGAGGAUGGGUUCAGGUAUAUGGGAAUAAGGCAUCUUGAAUUUUUCACCUUUCAAAUUCCAAAAACUAGGGAUGCUAAAAAAAAGAAAGAAAUAUAUUAACCUGACUUGGGAAUUUGAAAGAUAUGUCAGUUAAAUUAAUACAAUUUCGUUUUGUUUGGUAAGUAAAGUGUGCAUAAAAUUGCAUAGAAAUCAUUAAAAAUGAUUGCCAAGUACUUGCAGUCAUUUCUUGUUGCUGUUAUUUAUUUAGCAUUACGUGUUUACAGAAGGUGAAAUUCUUUGGUUUUCCUAAAGCGGUAUAUGUGCUUCUUCAUGAAGCACAGACUUGCCGAGCUAAAUGUUCUCCAGUCACAAAAAUAACAGCAGAUUUAGAGACUCACCCCCCAUUGAAGAAAUUGGCAAAAAUUAAGUUUCACCCCCAAAAUGACACGCCCUGGUAUGGAAAGGUGCCUGAGUUGGUCACAUGGAACCUGUGACUCCAUGCUACCUUGAAGAAAUGUCUUACACACACACACCCAUAAACACAAACACACAUUGUCUCUCCCCACUUCAUGCAUAUGCAUACAGCUAAAUGGUUAAGUCUUCAACUUCCCCGGUUUUCAAAUGGCAGCAGCGAGGAGCUGCAGGCUAUCACAUUUGUGGAUCUCGACCUGUUUGGUAGAACAUGUCUCUCCUCUCGCUCCUCCAGUUUCAUCACCUGCUUGUAGGCACCUGUUUAACUACUGUGAGAAGGGGAUAAGAGACCAAACGAGUCUGUGGCCUCAUCCAGCAGCCAAGGCUCUCCUUAGAUUAUGAUGCAAUUAACUACCAGCCUCCCUGACAUUUAGCACCUGAUAUUGGAACAGCAUUCAUAGGAUCAUAGAAUCGGCGAGUUGGAAGGGACCCCCGAAGAUGUUCUAGUCCAGCAUUUCCCAAACUCGGGUCUUCAGCUGUUUUUGGACUACAACUCCCAUCUGCCCUAGUGGUCAGGGAAGAUGGAAAUUGUAGUCCAAAAACAGCUGGAGAUUGGCCCAAUCCAACAGCUCUUUUCUCACGGCACUGGGGACUAGACAUGUUGUUUUGUGGCUCUCUCUGUGUGUUUGUGUGUAGCUGUUGUGGUUUUCCGAACGCCAGUGCACUUAACAUCCUUGCUGCAGGAUGCUAUUGGUGUGUGCGUGUGUGUGUGUUGGAAAGGGAGCAUGGGGGCGUUGGUAGCUGUGGUUUCGCUCUACAUGCAGCAAUCGUAAUUACGUCCGGUUUGCUGUUGUCCUACUCCCUGCUGUCUCAGUGUGAGGGUUGCCGCACUUUGCUAGCUUGCUGCCCACCCAAACUGCCCCUUCGCUGAUGCCCCCUUUGCAAGGAGUCAGGUGUACACAGCUGGCGUCCUGGAAUCUCCUUCAGGUGCUGCCAUUAAGCCCUGGGAUGAGCAAAGAGGAGAAUCUCACAGAACAUCUACAGCAGCAGAUUCCUAUGUUCCUAAGAUGGAAUGGGGGAGGAGAUGGCAGGCAGAUAAUUCAGGUGAGGCUGCUAAGGUGCUUAGCCGGUAUCAGACCUCGGGGUGGGGGGAGAGACAGAUUGCAAUGGUUGGGGCCCCCAAUGGCUCUCUCCCAGUUGUUUUGAUGACCUUGGCAGGCUGGAGGGCGAUUUCAGCUUCGCUCUGUUUUAUAAAAUUGCACCCAUGUAAGGGCCAGAAGGAGGGACGCGGGUGGCGCUGUGGGUUAAACCACAGAGCCUAGGACUUGCCGACCAGAAGGUCGGCGGUUCGAAUCCCUGCGACGGGGUGAGCUCCCAUUGCUCGGUCCCUUCUCCUGCCCACCUAGCAGUUCGAAAGCACGUCAAGAGUGCAAGUAGAUAAAUAGGUACUGCUCCGGCGGGAGGGUAAAUGGCAUUUCCGUGCGCUGCUCUGGUUUGCCAGAAGCGGCUUAGUCAUGCUGGCCACAUGACCCGGAAGCUGUCUGCGGACAAAGGCCGGCUCCCUCGGCCUAUAGAGCGAGAUGAGCGCCGCAACCCCAGAGUCGGCCAUGACUGGACCUAAUGGUCAGGAGUCCCUUUACCUUUACUUAAGGGUCAGAAGGCUAUAUUAUUAGCCCUGGACUGUGGCCAGCUGAGCUCAGGGGCCUGGCCUGGUUAGAUCCUGUACCGGACUGCAGUAGGUCUACAUGAGGGUCAGUGUGCAGGGCAGUGGUAAGAAACCCACCCAAAGUGAGUCUGGGAUGAGGUGUGGCCAGUAUCCCAUCACCGGAAUCCAGGAUCUAAGUUGUCAUCUACUGUGCCCUUCCCCGGGGGCACUUGGGUGGGCGGCUCCCCCCAUUCUUCCUCAUCUAGCCAGUCCCUAACAGGUAGGCAAGUGGGUGAGCAGGCUAACAGGUCAGGAAGGGGACAGGACGAGAGGGGGAUGGCAGGCAGUAGCGUCUAGUGGUCACAGUAGGUCUCCAUUGCUCUCCCAGCUUCCCAGCACCAGGGGUUGCUGCCAAGAGGGGCAAGCAGGGGUGCCAGCUUGAAUAAAACAUUGGAGGGGGGCCAGGUAAGCCCCGCCCCAUAUAAUCAGUCACCAGAUGUGGCACCCACCCACGGUUUGAAUGGCAAUGCCCAUCAACUCUGGGGGGCUGGCCCCCUCAAAUGUUUUAUUGAGAGCAGCAGGGACCUCGGCUCCUAAGAAUUGGCUCCUGUUAUGGGGGCGAGGCACAGGGAGACUGUAGUCUGGAACACCCUCCUCUCUCUGACCAAUAAAGUCUGGAUUUUUACACCUCUGCUGUUGUGAUGUGUACUGUUUUUAUACCAUUCUUCCGUUUUCCUUUUGUUUUUCGCUGCAUUUUGUUUCAUACUGCUUAUGUAUAUUUUAAAUGUUCGGCAGCUCAGAAACACUGCGAAAGAGGUGAGCGGGAGUUGCGGUGCGCCAGCUCCUGGCCCUUGCCCUGGCCCAGAAACGAGAAUUGUAAGGAUGCAAGUAGAGCCCUGCAGGAUCAGGCCCAUGGCCCAUCUAGCUCUCAGCAUCCUUUUUCCCACAGUGGCCAACCCUGAAACAAAAGCUUGCAAGCAAGACAUGAGUGCCCACAGCCCUCUCUCCAUCAGCAGUUUGGGAUUCCAAGGUUUACUGCCUCCCUGGUGGAGAUGGAGACAAGCCAUUGUGGCUAGUAGCCACCGAUAGCAUGCCAUUCGGUUGAAUUGGCUCCCGCAGGACGUAAUGAUGGCUACCAACCUUGAUGGCUUUAAAGGGGGAGGCGGGAAAACCAUGGAGGACAUCUGUGGAUGUGGGCCACAAUGGCCGUGUUCUGUCCCCCAGGGUCAGAGACAAUAUGCCUUCUGAAUCCCAGCUGCUAGGGGACUCAAGUAGGAGUCAAGGACACUAAUUAUAAUAAUAAUAAUAAUUCAUUAUUUAUACCCUGCCCAUCUGGCUGGGCUUCCCCAGCCACUAUGGGCGGCUUCCAACAAAAUAUUAACAUUAAAAGCUUCCCUAAACAGGGCUGCCUUCAGAUGUCUUCUAAAAGUCUGGUAGUAGUUGUUCUCUAUGACAUCUGAUGGGAGGGCAUUCCACAGGGUGGGUGCCACCACCGAGAAGACCCUCCGCCUGGUUCCCUGUAACUUGGCUUCUCGCAGGGAGGGAACCGCCAGAAGGCCCUUGGCACUGGACCUCAGUUUCUGGGUAGAACGAUGGGGGUGGAGACGCUCCUUCAGAUAUACUGGACCGAGGCCGUUUAGAGCUUUAAAGGUCAGCACCAACUUGCACCCAGGUCCUGCUUGGAUGCUUCCUGUUGUGGCCAUCUCUUUGGCUACUUGGAAUACAGGAUGCUAGGCUGGCUAGAUGGGCCUUUGGUGAGGUCUUCCCACGUUUAUUCGUCUUGUGCCUUCAUAGCUGGGCUUUUCUUGUGUUCAAUGGCUGCUCCAAGCAACCUCUUUUUGUGACGUCCUGUUCUUUCCCCUUUCUCUCUCCCAGUGCCACUGACAUCUUGUGCCUCCACUACCAUACCUUGCCAUGGCCAAAUUAGAGACCCUCUCCGUCCUUAGUGACGCCAGCUACCACAACAAAGAAGCCUUCCACCCUUUCGACCCCAGGCUCACCGAACCCGCCUCCCAGGGCACGAUGGGAAGUGUCGGCAGCGGCGUCGCCGGCGAGCAAGAGUUCGCCAUGAAGAGCGUAGGUACCAGGACGCAGAGCGGCGGCCGCCAGGUCGAUGGGUCCCGGAACAGCUACUCCACGCGGGAGAUCUCGAACCGCUACUCCGGGGAGGAGAAGACCUACAAGACGGAGAAGAUCUCCCACUCCAUCUUCAUCAACGGGGACCUGCGCAAGAGCGAGAAAGGCAAGGCGGACCUCUGUGGGAACGUCGCAGCCAACAACGAGAAGAACAUCCCACCUCCUCCCCAGUACAGAGAACCCAGUAACCCACCAAAGAUAUUGCCAGUCUCUGGUAAACUAGACCAGGUGAGACUCAAUUUACAUGGAGUUGCCUUGGGCAAGGUAGUAGUAGUAGUAAUAAUAAUAAUAAUAAUUAAUAAUUUAAUAUUUAUACCCCACCCAUCUGGUUGGGUUUCCCCAGCCACUCUGGGCGGCUUCCAACAGAACACUAAAAUACAGUAACCUAUUAAACAUUAAAAGCUUCCCUUCAGAUGUCUUCUAAAUGUCUGGUAGUUGUUUUUCUCUUUGACAUCUGGUGGGAGGGUGUUCCACAGGGCGGGUGCCACUACUGAGAAGGCCCUCUGCCUGGUUCCCUGUAAUUUGGCUUCUCGCAGCGAGUGAACUGCCAGAAGGCCCUCAGAGCUGGACCUCAAUGUCCGGGCAGAACGAUGGAGGUGGAGAUGCUCCUUCAGUGACACGAACAAAUUUAAUAAAUCACCAUCAUCCUCAUUAAGUGGUCCGCCAAGACCCCCACAAUUUUCAAGUGGGGCAUGGCCGGGGGUUGGAAUUUGAGACCUGAUGUCCUAGGAACAUAGGAAGCUGCCAAGUCAAACAAUUGGUGGAGAAAUUCCAGACCCUUGACCAUCUUGGUUGCCCUAAACCAGGCAUAGGCAAACUCGGCCCUCCAGAUGUUUUGGGACUACAACUCGCAUCAUCCCUGACCACUGGUCCUGUUCGCUAGGGAUGAUGGGAGUUGUAGUCCCAAAACAUCCGGAGGGCCGAGUUUGCCUAUGCCUGCCCUAAACUGUACACCUUCCAGCUUGUCAACAUUCUUAAAUUGUGGUGCCCAGAACUGGUCACAGGACUCCAGGUGUGGUCUGACCAAGGCAGAAUAGAGUGGUCCUAUGACUUCCCUUGACCAAGACACUAGACUUCUGUUGAUGCAGCCUAGAAUAGCAUGAGCUUUUUUUGUUGCUGCAUCACACUGUGGACUCAUGUUCAGCUUGUGGUCCACUAAGAUCCCCUAGAUCCUUUUCACAUGUACUACUAGUAAGCCAGGUGUCUCCCAUCUUAUAUUUGUGUAUCUAGUUCUCCUUGCCUAAGUGCAGAACCUGACAUUUGUCCCUAUUGAAAUCCAUUCACCUGGCUUGGGCCCAGUUCUCCAAUCUCUUGCGGUCGUAUUGACUCUCAAUUCUGUCUUCCGUGGCAUUACUUACCCCUCCCAACUUGGCGUCAUUUGCAGGUCUGAUGAGCUAGAAGCAAGUUUCUCAUUUCCCAGGGCUUUUGGCCCUUAAUGUGAAGGUGUGUUACGUAUUUGCGGCCUCUUUUGGCGUGGCAGGAUCUGCUAAAACCUGUGUCUGAUUUGUACACAUCUUCGGGUUGGGGUUUUUAAAAAAGUUUUUAUGUAGUAAUAAUAACAAUAAUAAUUUUAUUAUUUAUACUCCGCUCAUCUGGCUGAGUUGCCAUAGCCACUCUGAGCGGCUUCCAGCAAAAUAAAAAAUAUAUUUUAAAAAACCUCCCUAUACAGGGCUGCCUUCUGUCUUCUAAAAAUCAUACAGUUGUUUAUCUGUUUUACAUCUGAUGGAAGGGCGUUCCACAGGGUGGACACCACCACCAAGAAGGCCCUCUGCCUGGUUCCUUGUAGUUUCACUUCUUGCAUUGAGGGAACCGCCAGAAGGCCCUCGGAGCUGGAGAAGAAAAAUGAGAAACACACAUAGCGCAGGAAUCACAUGCUGACAUUGUCCUUUCCUGCCUCAUUCUCCCUGUCCCCAUAAAGCUGGGUGACUGUCGAGGAGGAGGGCGGUUGCCUGGGGGGAGAGGUGGAGAAGAAGGAGGGGAGGGAUGUUGGGGGUAGAAGGAGAAAGAAACGCAGAAGACACUCCUCACUUUCAGGGUUAUAUUUAUAUCCCUCCUUAUAGAGCACACACACCAUCAAGCUACCGUAUUGUUCGCUCUAUAAGACGCACCAGACCAUAAGACGCAUCUAGUUUUUGGAGGAGGAAAACAAGAAAAAAAAUAUUCUGAAUCCCAGAAGCCAGAACAGAAAGAGUGAUCGCUGCGCAGCAAUCCCUCUUGCUGUUCUGGCUUCUGGGAUAGCUGUGCAGCCUGCCUUCGCUCCAUAAGACGCACACACAUUCCCCCUUACUUUUUAGGAGGGAAAAAGUGAGUCUUAUAGAGCAAAAAAUACGGUACUUUGCCAUUUCCUUGCGUUUCUCAAGGUCUCUGUAUAAAACCAAGGAACUAUUAGUUACUGAAGCUGGGGAGGAUUUUUGUUGUUGGGGGAGAUUUUAAGAAGAGAAACAGUCAUGCAAAAGUGUUUUCGCACUUUUUUGCCAUUGCUUUAUUUUGGCCUGCAAGUUAAAGCUGCCGGUUCCUCAGAGAGAAAUAGAGAUAACACAGGAAAUUAUGGGCUGCAAGUUAAUGAAAAGAUGUGCCCCCCCAAGCUCCUCUGAACAUUCCUCAAGUCACCCCACAGUGCUAUGGCACACCGGUUGAACACCAGUGCUCAGGAUUGGAUUAUCACUUGUAGUUUAAGGUUGAAUUAUGGACAUAGUGGAAGAGGUAAAGGAUUUGGAUUAUCAUAAAAGGAGGAAAUGAUAAAUAAUAGGACCCACUAAGGCAGCCUUUCUCAACCUGUGGGUCCCCAGAUGUUGUUGAACUACAACUCCCAUCACCCCUAGCUAGCAAGGCCAGAGCUCAGGGAUGAUGGGAGUUGUAGUCCAACAACAUGUGGGGACCCACAAGUUGAGAACCACUGCACUAAGGGGACGAUGGAAGUCCAGAAGAUUUCUUGGAAUCUUGUGUUUAUGAUUUAUGCUUGAUAUAUCUCUGUGAAAUUUUAAUUUGAGAAACAAAAUAAAUAUUAUUAUUUUUAAAGAAAACCAAUGCUCUAGCCAACCGAGCUAUCCAGGUAUGUGUCAAUCCUCUCGUGUUUAAUUUGCUGUCCUGUUUUUUUCUUUCCCUCCUCCUUGCAGAGCAAUGAGCCCUUAGUUAGACCUUCAGCCUUUAAGCCCGUAGUCCCUAAAAACUUCCAUUCCAUGCAGAACCUGUGCCCGCCGCAGAACAACGGCAUCUCGGAGACCCGGAAGACCUUGAACCACACCAACAGCAAUAGCCCUUCCACGGUCAAAAGUGGGAUGGAGAAGGCCAGCCAUAACAGGACUACCAACCAGACGGGCGGCCUCUCUGAUUCCGGGCGGAACUCUUUGACCAGCCUGCCCACCUACGGCACAGGCUACAGCCAGCACAUCGGGCCCAUGAGCGCCUCAACCAGCCACAUAAACCGCAUCGGGACCACCUACGUGGACAAGAACAUUGUGGGCUACAAUGGGAUAUCUACCUCAGACAGCGGCCGGUCUUCCAGCAAGAGCACGUCUUCGUUCAGCCGGCUCAACCACCUCAACGAGACGAUGCCCUUCCACUCGCCCUCAACGGACGACAUCAUCCAGGACUUGGAGGACCGGCUGUGGGAGAAGGAGCAGGAGGUCCUUCAGAUGAGGAGGAACCUCGACAAGAGCGAAGCAGCCAUCUACCAGGUCUUUGAGGAGAAGCAGAAGAUCUGGGAGCGCGAGAUGGAGGACCUGCGGCAGAAUUACGCCAACAAGCUGCAGCAGGUGUCCAAGAAGGCUCAGAGGGCGCAGCAGGCUCUGCAGCUGCAGAUCUUCAAGCUCCAGCAGGAGAAGAAGAAGCUCCAGGACGACGUGGGGCAGCUCCUCCAGCAGCGGGAAGAGCUGGAGAAGAAAUUCGUGGCUUUCAAGAAGGAGCAGGCCGAGUUCCUUCCCAAGAUCGAGGAGACCAAGUGGGAGGUGAGAGGCAGGUGUGGUCUCUGUCACGGUCAGCCAACAUGGGGGCCUUCAAGAUGAUGAUGAUGAUGAUGAUAAUAAUAAUAAUAAUAAUAAUAAUUUAUUAUUUGUACCCUUCCCAUCUGGCUGGGUUUCCCCAGCCACUCUGGGCGGCUUCCAACAAAGAUUAAAAAUACAUCAAAAUGUCACACAUUAAAAAAAUUCCUGAACAGGGCUGCCUUCAGAUGUCUUCUAAAUGUCAGGUAGUUGUUGUUCUCUUUGACAUCUGGUGGGAGGGCGUUCCACAAGGCGGGUGCCACCACCGAGAAGGCCCUCUGCCUGGUUCCCUGUAGCUUUGCUUUUCCCAGUGAGGGAACCGCCAGAAGGCCCUCAACACUGGACCUCAGUGUCCGGGUUGAACGAUGGAGAUGGAGACGCUCCUUCAGGUCUACUGGGCCAAGGCCAUUUAGGGCUUUAAAGGUCAACACCAACAAGUUGAAUUGUGCUCGGAAAUGUACUGGGAGCCAUGUAGGUCUUUCAAGAGGUUGUUGGUCUGAGGAGGGGGUGUAAUCUAGAAACGUCCUGAAGGCCCACAUUAUGUGUGAGCGACCUUUGACCCUUCAGAUGUUGCAGAGCUACAACUCCGAUGGGAUUUGUUGGUCAGCAAUAUUUGGAGUGCCAGAGGUUGUGGUGGUGGUGGUUUUACUUUUAUUUAUAUUUAUUCAUUUGUAUUUUACUAUAGUGGUACCUUGGUUCUCGAACUUAAUCCAUUCCGGGAGUCCGUUCGACUCCCAAAACCAUUUGAAAACCAAGGCACGGCUUCCGAUUGGCUGCAGGUGCUUCCUUCACUCAGUCAGAAGCCACGUCAGAUGUUCGGCUUCCGAAAAACGUUUGCAAACUGGAACACUUACUUCCAAGUUUGGGGCGUUCGGGAGCCGAUUUACAGUGGUGCCCCGCAAGACGAAUGCCUCGCAAGACGGAAAACCCGCUAGACGAAAGGGUUUUCCGUUUUGGAGGUGCUUCGCAAAACGAAUUUCCUAUGGGCUUGCUUCGCAAGACGAAAAUGUCUUGCGAGUUCCUGCGGGGUCCCCCCCCCCUUUUCCCAAGCCGCUAAGCCGCUUAUCAGCUGAUCCUAAGCCGCUAAGCCGCUUAACAGCUGAUCCGCUAAGCCGCUUAUCAGCUGAUCUGCUAAGCCGCUUAACAGCUGAUCCGCUAAGCCGCUUAUCAGCUGAUCCGCUAAGCCGCUUAACAGCUGAUCCGCUAAGCCGCUUAUCAGCUGAUUCUCUAAGCCGCUAAGCCGCUUAUCAGCUGAUUCUCUAAGCCGCUAAGCCGCUUAUCAGCUGAUCCGCUAAGCCCGCUAAGCCGCUAAUAGCGCUAAUCCGCUAAGCUGCUAAUGGGCUUGCUUCGCAAGAUGAAAAAACCGCAAGACAAAGAGACUCGCGGAACGGAUUCUUUUCGUCUUGCGAGGCACCGCUGUAUUCGGGAGCCAAGCUGUUCGAGUACCAAACAGUACUGUAUUAGUAUAUAAAGCCCCUAAGUGCUGGCAACCAAUUUACUUAUGGGAUUGACUUGCCUCUUUCCAUGCCUGUUAGAUCAUUUCACUCUGCCAAACUAGCAUUCCUACAAGUGCCACAUUACGUCCACUACACAUUUGCAAGGAGCUUUUCCUUCACGUGUGCUGUGGAACUCCCUGCCCCUUGAUGUUAGGUAGGUGCCCUUCUGGAUUGUUUUAGAUGCCUCCUGAAAACAUUUCUGUUCCAGCAAGUCUGUCCAGUCCCCUGAUUUAGUUACUUAUAUUUGUUGUAAAGACUUGCUAGUUUUAUCUUUUCAUAGUGGUGAGGUUGGUGAUGAUUCUAUGCCUAUUUGUUUCUACGUGGUUCAUGGGUUUUAGCUAUGUUUUCAACAUUCUAUUGGAUAAUUUCUUUCAAUCCUGCGGUUUAUUAUCUAAAGAAACAAAUUAAACUCAGGCACCCAAAUCUUAGGGCACUUCGACUUUCAUCAGUGUUUUGGGGUUGGAUUCCAUUACAUACUGGUAAAUUCAGGUUGUAAAAUUAUAGUGGAUUGGGAGGUCUUGUGCAGCAAUCUGGACUUUUCGUGAUAAGGAAGGGGGGUGAGGCACAGGAAAGUGUGAGAUAAUAACACUUGCUUUGAUGCAAUCUCAUCUAACCUCCCUGCAAGCAAAUUGGAAUGAAUGCACGUUAAAUAGCCAAUGGUGUCUAAUCUCCCUGCAAGCAAAUCUGGGUGCAGCCUCAUUAAACUGGUCAUCUGGAAGCACCCCUUAACAUUACAAGGUUCUUACAAAAACACUGUUGUGCUGCCACCAAAACGCAACUUGCAGAAUUGACUCUCUGCAGACAGCAGGCUUGGUUAAAAAGUCUGCAAGCUGCUGUUUGAGAUCAACUCAGGGUGAUCACAGAAUGCAGAUUCCUUCAGGUUUUGUGCUUCAGGAGACAGUGGGGAGGAGUAUCAAGCAGCUUGAAAAGGUAAAGGGACCCCUGAGCAUUAGGUCCAGUCGUGGCCGACUCAGGGGUUGCUGCGCUCAUCUUGCUUUAUUGGCCGAGGCAGCCGGCGUACAGCUUCCGGGUCAUGUGGCCAGCAUGACUAAGCCGCUUCUGGCGAACCAGAGCAGCGCACGGAAAUGCCUUUUAUCUUCCUGCCAGAGCGGUACCUAUUUAUCUACUUGCACUUUGACGUGCUUUUGAACUGCUAGGUUGACAGGAGCAGGGACCGAGCAACGGGAGCUCAACCCAUCGUGGGGAUUCGAACCGCCGACCUUCUGAUUGGCAAGUCCUAGGCUCUGUGGUUUAACCCACAGUGCCACCCGCAUCCAUCAAGCAGCUUAGUCUUGGUCUAUAAUGUUGUCUCUUUUGAGUUGUGCCCUGUCUGGACUAGCAGGAAACCAGCACAAUGAACCAUGCUCUUUUGUCGGCCGGGUUGUGGCUUAGGUGUUCCAUACACCCUUUGGAGAGAAAUGAGAUGGAAGAGCUUGUGAGUCUCCACGGGCCUUUUAAAAGCAUCAGAGUGCGCCUGAGCAAACAUGCCUGACCCCCCAAAAAGACUCCCUCUGAAAAGCACUUAAGAGAGACUGUGUUAACUGUACCCUUUUAUGUUGGCCCAACUUAACUGGAAAUACUGUUCUUCCUCAGACUCAUAGCUGUCAACCUUCCCUUUUUUGGCGGGAAAUUCCCUUAUUCCAGCGCCGUUUCCCACUGCUUCCUGCUGCUAUCCCGGAUUGUUAGAUAUCCCAUAGACUGUCCCUGGGACACGUGAGGCUGCUGAUCCCUUAUUUUCAAAUCUGAAAGUUGACAGCUAUGCUCAGACUUAGGUGCUCACCUCUGCAAAAAAGGCCUCCAUUCUGUAACAAGUAGGCCAACGUUAACCCCGGUGUCCCAAGAGCAACCUUCCCUAAUUUGGAGUCUUCCAAAUGUUUUGGAUUACAACUCCCAUGAGUGCCUGCCAACAUGGCAGGGCUGAUGUGAGUUCUAGUUCAAGGUCUCUGGAAGGUAGCAGACUGGUGAAGGCUGUUCUGGACGCUUCAGUCAAAGCUAUUGCCUUAGUAUGGAACCUUGAGGAGGUGCCAAUGGCAAACCAAGAGUCCUCAAGGUUGUGGCUACACCACAGGUGGGUAUCAGUGACCAGGAACUCAAUCACCAGCCAAGAGACACAUCCUUCUCUUUGAUGGCAUGAGCACAGGUGAGUUGCAUGUGCCAUCUGCCAGGGAUUCUUUAAUAAUAAUAAUAAUAAUAAUAAUAAUAAUAAUAAUUUAUUAUUUAUACCCCACCCAUCUGCCUGGAUUUCCCCAGCCAUUCUGGGCGGCUCAACAGAAUAUUAAAAACACGAUAAAACAUCAAACAUUAAAAAAAUUCCCAAUACAGGGCUGCUUUCGGAUGUCUUCUAAAAAGUCAGAUAGUUGACAUCUGAUGGGAGGGCGUUCUACAGGGCGGGCGCCACCACCGAGAAGGCCCUCUGUCUGGUUCCCUGUAACUUGGCUUCUCGGAGUGAGGGAACUGCCAGAAGGCCCUCGGCGCUGGACCUCAGUGUCUGGGCUGAAUGAUGGGGGUGGAGACGCUCCUUCAGGUCUACUGGGCCGAGGCCGUUGAGGGCUUUAAAGGUCAGCACCAACACCUUGAAUUGUGCUCAGAAACAUACUGGGGACCAAUGAAGGUUUUUCAGGACUGGUGUUAUGUGGUCUCGGCAGCUGCUCCCAGUCACCAGUCUAGCUGCCGCAUUCUGGAUUCUGGAUUAGUUGUAGUUUCCGAGUCACCUUCAAAGGUAGCCCCACGUUCAGCGCAUUGCAGUAGUCCAGGCGGGAGAUAACCAGAGCAUGCACCACUCUGGCAAGACAGUGGUUUCUGCAUUGCAGGAGGUUGGAUUACUGCUAGGGCCCAAACUCUUCAUUUCUGUAAGUCUGUAAAUUUCCAGCAGGGGUACCAUUAGGCUACCUUGCUGUCAAGACAUAGACGGGAGUUUGCCAUUUAGGCUGUGUUUCCCCAUUCUCUCAUUAUUCCCUCACUGUGCUAUUUUAUCCUACCCUGAUGCUGUCCUCCCACUUCUUGAAGCCAAUGGAAGCUUGAAGGAGUGGCAGAGUGGAGUUUUGGUGGAAAUCAAGGUCAGUCGAGACUCUUAGCUAAUAAUAAUAAUAAUAAUAAUAAUAAUAAUAAUAAUAAUUUUUUUAUAUCCCACCCUGCCCAGCCGAAGCCAGGCUCAGAGCUGCUAACAACAGUAAAAGUAACACAGUUUACAUAAAAUCACAAUCAAUUAAUUAAAAUAACAUUCUAAAAUCAAUUCAUUCUAAAAUCAAUUCAGAAUCAAAUUAAAGGCAACCAUUGGGCUAGAGUGCUAUGAGGAUUACAGAAGGAGAGAGUGGGUCAGACUGCGCCUUGGCCAAAGGCCUGGUGGUCUUGCAAGCCCUGCGGAAAGAUGUCAAGUCCUGCAGGGCCCUAGUCUCUUGUGACAGAGCGUUCCACCAGAUCGGAGCCACGGCCGAAAAAGCCCUGGCUCUGGUUGAGGCCAGCCUAACCUCCCUGUGGCCCGGGAUCUCCAAGAUGUUUUUGUUUGAAGAUCGUAAGGUCCUCUGUGGGACAUACCAGGAGAGGCGGUCCCGUAGGUACGAGGGUCCUAGGCCGUAUACUUCACAUAUAACUUUCACAAUGAGGGCGUGUGCAUUGGAGCCCCUCUCUGCUUAUUGGAACAGUCCUUGUUUAUCGCCCUGGGGAUCAUGCAUAGAGGUUCAAGCUACAUUUUCUGCUGCAAACUCUCAGCCGUUCUGUCUCUCAGAGCUGGCUCAUAAUCUUCCCAUCCUAAUGAGGAUGCCUCUAUUUGAACAACUAUUGGUUUGUGUUGGAAGGCUGGAGGAAGGCAACCAGUUUCGUCUACCAACAGCCACUACAGGUAGACGGGUGCAGAAUACUCCAGGGACGGGCUUGCAGGGAGAGCAGCUUCAUCCUUGGCAAAAACAGGAGCAGUCCUUAAAAUUGCUAUACAUCAUUUAGUCUGACACCCUUAGGGCAAAGAAAGGUCUCUCCUCCCCUUCUUUCCUCUGAGAGUUCUGUGAGCUCCUCCAGCCUGACUGCCUGUGGUAGCUGUUACUAGAUGAGAAUUCAAAGCUCCAACACAAAGAGAGCUGGAUGUUUAACUAGGCCUGGGAGGUGAGAGUUGUUGGUUUCUGCAGCAAUAGGUGUGGUUAGCAUUUAGCAAAGGGGCGGGGGAGGGAAUUUGAUUUAGUUCAGAUUUAAAGGUGAACCAACCUUAUCUGCAUUUUCCAAAACAAUGCACAUUUUUAAAAAAAGGCUCUCGUAUGAAAUGUGCAUUCAUUUGAAUUUUGCAAUGCGUUUCCCCAGCUUAGUAAUGUUCAAGUAAGCUAGCAUAAAACAUGUGUUAUGCAAUCUCCUUUGCAAAAAUGUGCAUAUUAGUGAAAACGGCAUGCCUUAGAAGAAAUCUGCAUUAGGGAGCUGAUGAAUUUUCACGAGGACUUAAAAAUAAAUAGGUCACUAGCUGAAAUGAAAAUGUGGGAAACGGAAGUUACCAGUGGAAAAAAUGAGAAACUGAGCAAUCGCAAGAUUGAUAGAUGUGUCCGUCUCUAACGGCAUUUCUGCGUGUGGAGGGCCUGGGUAAAGUACAUUGGGCAGGAGCGCUGUGGCGCCUUGUGCUUUUCAUUCUGUGGGGCUGGUGCAGCCGCUUAAAGUAGACCUUAACAUUUAAAGCAGUGCUAUACCACUUUCACAAAUCAAUGGCUUCCCCCAGAGAAUCCUGGGAACUGUAGUUUGUUGGGGGUGCUGUUAGGAGAUCCCUAUUCCCUUCCCAGAGCUACAAUUCCCGGAGUGUUUUAACAAUCAGUCCCUCUUCCCAGGAAACUCUGGCAACUGUAGCUCUGAAGGGGAAUAGGGCGUCUUCUAACAAUUCCCAGCACCCUUAACAGAUGACAGUUCCCAGAAUCCUUUGGGGGGAGCCAUGACUGUUCAGAGUGGUAUGAUAUUGCUUGAAGCAUAGCAUGCGCUAGAGCAAACCCUGUUUGAGUUGUCUCAUGACAAGGCCUCUCUUCCAGGUGUGCCAAAAGGCUGGUGAGAUCUCUCUGCUGAAGCAGCAGCUGAAGGACUCCCAGUCCGACGUCUCCCAGAAGCUCAACGAGAUCGUCGGGUUGCGGACCCAGCUGAAGGAAGGCAAGAGCUUCCUCAGGGAGAAGGAGGAGCAGAUCCUGACCUUGAAAGACUCCUACAGCACCAAGAGCGUCAGCCUGGAGAUCUCCGAGGGCGAACUGCAGCGGAAGAUGGGCGAGGUGCAGAUGUUGAGGGAGAAACUUGACCAGUGUGAGCUGGAGGUCUCCAACCUGAAGCAGACCCUCACCAGCCUAGGCAGUGCCCAUGGCCACUUUGGUGCCGAGCUCGCGGAGAAGCUGGCGAGGGACCCUUUGGCUUGCCAGAGCGACGAGGCCAAGAUGAAGCGGCAGAGCGAGGAGAACGUCAACGCGCUGAAGAAGGAGGUGGAGCGGCUGCAGGCGGAGCUGAAGGCCGAGAGGCAGCAGCGGGAGCAGCAGGUCCUGGACUUUGAGGAGGAGCGGCGCACCUGGCAGGAGGAGAAGGAGAAGGUCAUCAAGUACCAGAAGCAGCUGCAGCUGAAUUACGUGGAGAUGUACCAGAAGAACCAAAUCCUCGAGCACAAAGUCAGCGAAAUGACCAGCAAGGUCACCAGCCCGCCACACACCGACGAGAAGAAAACAUGGACUCCUUCCAGGUUGGAGAGGAUAGAGUCCACAGAGAUCUGAGGAAAGGACUUGAGGCGUUCAAAGUACGUUGUCCCCCCCCCAACCCCACCUCCCCAAAUUACUGUGCAUGUACUUCAGCCGGUGAUCUUCCCGAGGAGAAAUAAUAUGCUAUAUAACCAGCAGUGUAAGUUCGUCUGCCCUGGGCAUCUCCCACAAUGCUCUGGUGCUUUGCAGGUGAUAAAGGAAAAAUAGAGACAGGUGUAUCUUCUGUGUUUCUAGGGAUGAACUGACAUCAGGAGUAUUGUGGGGUGGAUUGAGUGUGCGUAUGUGGGGAGGGGUCAGGGGUGCAGUCUUGCACCCAAGAUUGGGGGGCCAGCGUGCGUCGCAUUGUGUGAUGUCAUGCUUGGGACGCGCGUCGCAUGCGUGACAUCGUACGUGUGUCACUUGCAUGUGAUGUCAUCGCACAUUGGCGGGAGGAAGUCGAGUG
Messenger RNA from Podarcis lilfordi (Lilford's wall lizard), 36182 nucleotides. NCBI's taxonomy places the organism in Eukaryota, Metazoa, Chordata, Lepidosauria, Squamata, Lacertidae. The record is from the annotation of a GenBank genome assembly.